This is a messenger RNA of Nicotiana tabacum (common tobacco), 1059 nucleotides long. The record is from RefSeq and is a predicted model, not a curated record. Lineage: Eukaryota; Viridiplantae; Streptophyta; Magnoliopsida; Solanales; Solanaceae.
GAGAACAUCUUUGAAUGGCAAUUCGCAAUCAGGGGUCCACGAGAUUCUGAGUUUGAAGGGGGGAUUUAUCAUGGACGGAUCCAGUUGCCUGCCGAAUAUCCUUUCAAGCCUCCUUCUUUCAUGCUUUUGACUCCCAAUGGACGUUUUGAAACCCAAACCAAGAUAUGUUUGAGCAUUUCUAAUCAUCACCCUGAGCACUGGCAACCGUCAUGGAGUGUUCGGACUGCGCUGGUAGCUCUGAUUGCAUUUAUGCCCACCAACCCAAAUGGUGCCCUUGGAUCACUAGACUAUACAAAGGAAGAAAGGCGUGCUUUAGCUAUUAAAUCUCGUGAAACGGCUCCAAGAUAUGGAACUCCCGAGCGCCAGAAGCUGAUUGACGAGAUUCAUGAAUACAUGCUAAGCAAAGCACCCCCAGUUCCUCAAGCUACUUCCUUGCCAGCUCAUGAAGAACAGAACAUUAAUGGAGAGGAUGAGGUCCAAGAGAGUCCUGAAAACCCCAGCGCCGAGACUGCUGAGGAAAGGCUUCAUAAUCCAUCUGAUGCUAACACAAAUAUUGAAGAGAGACGCGAAUUGGCUUUAGAUGCAGAACCUGUACCGGCACCUAUAGAGCUCCCUACUGCACGGCCAAGUGAGCCUCGGGUACUGCAUACACCUCAACAGAGCGUCUCGAGGCAGGCUGAUGACCGUAUAUUUACAUGGGCAGCAGUUGGACUCACAAUUGCUAUACUUGUACUUCUGUUAAAGAAAUUCAUGAAAGCUAAUGGCCACGGUGCUGUUUUCAUGGAUGAAUCCUAAAUCUACCAGCAGUAAAUAUGGAGUUCAACAGGGAAUAUGUUUGGCAAUUUACUCCACUUGGGCCAGCUUAUCCAGGAAUAUGUAGUAUAUUUAUCCCUUUGCUGUUGUGACAUCAACUAUAUAGAUCGUGUAAACAUGAAUUACCAUAUGUUAUUUUGACAGAGUUCUUGUAUAGAUAAAAGAGGGUCCUUUUUCUCAGAUGUGAAGGAUCAUGUGAAGAAGUUAAGAUGAAGUAAAGAAAUUUAGUUUCACAUUAGCUUGCUU